CGGGCGUCAUUUCCGCGGCCUAACCAAGCGUCUGUUGUGACUUGCCUGCAAAGACUGGCUGCAGCCUCUGGUUGACUUCCGUCGGUCAAGCCUGGCAGUGAUGCUUGGCUGCGGCUCCAAGCAGACCCAUCUUUCGGGCCGUCAGUGCAUGCAUGGAUUGAAGCCACCUUGACGGACAGUCCACCACUCACCAGCACCACAGCAACCACGCCAGCAUAGACCCUGCACUGCAAGAUAGUCUGGAACAAUCGACAUCUCUCCGAUCUGCCAACUUUCAGGAAGAGUCAUUCUAUCGACCACCAACAUGGCAGACCAGCUACUCGAGCAAGUGCGCGACGCCGUCGAGGGCCAGAUUGACUUUGAGGGCCAACGCCUAGCUGAGAUGCUCACCACAGUACUGCUUGGUGCAGCUGGUAUCGUCGCCUUCCUCGUGGGCUUCAUGCAGCAGGACAUCAGGCUGGCGCUCUACAUUGGCCUUGCCGGCACCGCCCUCACCUUCGCUGUCGUCGUUCCACCCUGGCCUUUCUACAACAAGAAUCCUGAGGACUGGCUGGCAUCGCACAACGCCACGUCUACAUCAGCGAUCAGUAUCGAUGUUGAUGGACAGAAGGUGGGCUAGGGAACGAGGUGAUAGUUGGGAGGAUAGCACAUAUCGUCACAUAUGGAACAGGGGCUAUGUGAACCCAAUGGAAACUUCAUUCGACGAUGGAGACCGUCUAUGCUGCUAUUCUUGCUGCCGUGCUCUCAUGACCAUUUUAAGAAGCCUUUGCUGCGCCAAACGUCCGAAAUGAAAUCCCAACCCAUGCCUCUGUGAAGCUGCCGAACGCGUCUAUCGACCGUACUUCUGGAACUCCCAGUCGCGGUUGUCGAGCGGGCACACUUGUCGCGUCUUGAGCC
Molecule: messenger RNA, 897 nt
Organism: Dothidotthia symphoricarpi CBS 119687
Lineage: Eukaryota; Fungi; Ascomycota; Dothideomycetes; Pleosporales; Dothidotthiaceae
Product: SPC12-domain-containing protein
Exons: 3
Coding region: 305-619 (104 amino acids)
Biological process (GO): protein targeting to ER
Cellular component (GO): endoplasmic reticulum membrane; signal peptidase complex
Source: RefSeq, a predicted model, not a curated record